AUCCAAUAAGCGGAACCUGUCAGUGAUGGGCUCCGGGGUGGCAGGAGUACGGACGGUCCGGUGUUAAACUGGGUGUCAAUUAGCGGAAGACUUUCACCGGUGAGCAGCCAAGCCACAGCGUAAGAGUUGUUCAGAAGACUAAGAUGGAGUGGCGUCAGCAGACCAGUGUGAGCAGUGCAGACGCAUUCAACGAGGCCAAACGCUGGAUUGAGGAAGUGACUGGAAAGUCGUUUGGAUGCAGUGACUUCCGGGCCGCAUUAGAGAACGGAGUCCUGCUUUGCGACCUAAUUAAUCAGUUGAAACCCGGAAUAAUCAAGAGGGUGAACAGGCUGUCUACUCCAAUCGCUGGUCUGGAUAAUGUGAAUGUUUUCCUGAAAGCCUGCGAGAAACUGGGACUAAAUGAAUCCCAGCUGUUUCAUCCAGGUGACCUGCAGGACAUCUCCACUCGUGUGACACUCAGGCGUGACGAAGGCAACAGACGACUCAAAAAUGUUCUGAUAACAAUUUACUGGUUGGGUCGCAAGGCUCACCUGGACACAUUGUACAAUGGCCCUCAGCUUAAUUUGAAGGCUUUUGAGGGCCUGUUGGGGCUGGCCUUGUCCAAGGCUCUAGAUGAGGGUGGUGUACCUGUGAAAGACAGCAGCGAUAGUUUGUGCCAAAAUCCAGAAGAGGAAUGUCAGUACAAAAAUUACAGGCGGGGCAACUCUGCAGACAGCACCGACUCCUUUAACUCCCAGGCCCUGCACCCGAAUGUUGAAGGUUUUGGAGGCGACGCAGAAGCUGAGCAGGUAUUCAAGAUGGAAAACAAGCAGGUGACAGCUCAUCAAAACAAAGGCUAUGUCCCACCACUCAGACGAAAACAAGGACCAGAGGAGAAUGGAAGUGGCUUCGUGAGUCAGUUUACCAGAGCCAGUCAAACCCAGGUCAAGCCUGAGAGACCAGUUCAGGUCAAUCCUGGCUGGAUUUGGAGCAAAUCUCUCAGUGACAUCCCCAUGGUGUACCCUGUGCGAAAGGCUCCUGAUGCAAACACUACUCAUGAUGAAAGUCAGGACACCGGAUUGACAAGACUGUGGAAUCAAGACAACAGAAGGAAGUGUAGCGUUGCUGCCAAGGAUGCCGAAGCUCAGUGGCAGGAUGACUUGAAAAAGUGGAAAACCCGUCGUAGGAGCACAAAGUCUGAACUUCGAACUAAAUCACAAGACAGAGAGCAUGUAAUGGAUAAGAUGAUCAACGGGUCUGUGACAACUAUUGAGAAGAAUGAAGCAAAACUAAAAUACCAGCAGUCACCUUGGACCAGGAACACAGCGCCUCGUCCUUACUCAACAACUUCUCCAUCAAAAUCAAGCUCUGAUCUCCGGCCACAUACUCGAGCUCUGCUGGCCCGCAGCUAUGCCACCGAGGCACCUUUCAGCCCCACGGUUCCUCUUAGCUCCCAGAGCUCAACCCAUGCUCAAGGUGGAGCAGUGGUUGUCCCUGAUGGAAAAGUCUUGGGAGAGGAGAUCCACUUUGCCUCCACGGCUUUAGAUGAAGCAAGAGUUGGCAUGCCUUCUCUAGGCUUUCCUGUGAUCUCUCAAACCCAAGUGAAAUCCCAGAGCAGCACAGCUCCUUUCCAGUCCACCUGUGAACUUUCCCAGCCACAAAAUGGCCUUACAAACCAAAUCUCCACUCAUUUUACAGCUUUACAGCUGAACGAGACCACAAAUUCUAAAAGCAACAAAAGUCCCACUUUAUCCAUGUCUAGUGAACAAAAAGCAUUUUUUUAUGUUCAUCCGGAGCUUAAAACUGCUGGUGAGGAUUUAUCGCAUCAGAACGACAACUCUCAGGAAGACGGACAGAAGUCCUCUUGGCAAGCAGCAGCAGAGCAAAGCACGGCCCCGCAGACUCCAGGCGUCUACAAGUUCUUGCCCAGAACUGUUUCCUGGUCUGGCUCAGCCAGCCUUCCCCGUGGUUACCGUCGGUCUGAGGGCUCAUCCCGUCUCUCUUCUGCUAUCACAGCCAGACCCUUUGGGACCAAGCAGUCCAGAGUGUCAUCACUGCCCAGGAUGUACAAUGUAGAUGACAAUCAGGGUGUGCUGCUGAACAGUGAGAGAGAGGAUUCUCCAUCUUCACCAUCUCUGAAAAGACAGACUGCGACCGCCCAGCUGAGCGGUCCGUAUCAGACCAACCAGGGGAAGCAGACUGGUGCAGGACAGGAAGAGCAAGUGACUAGCUCCAAUCUUUCCAGCCAGACCUCCUUUCAGAGCAGUGGCUAUUACUAUCGACCCUCCAUUCAAAGCCAGAUACUGCCUCAACCUUAUUCAAAUCUGCAGUCUCGUCAAAAUAGAGGCUUGACCUUCUCAGCUGAUGGAAGCACAGAUCUUCCAAAGGUGGAUCACAGUGACAUGAGAGUGAGCCUUACUCUUAAACCCAACAGUCUAGCUGACUUUGGUUUCCAUACUCACUGGGACUCGACGGGGGCGAGAGUUAAGCUCAUUCAGCCCGGCAGUCCAGCCGAGCUCUGCCAGCUGCGUGUCGACGACGAGAUCGUGGCCGUCGAUGGAGCUGCGGUGGCACACAUGAACUACGACCAGUGGAGGGAUAAAAUGUCAUCUGCCCUGCAAACCGGCAGUUUGACCAUGGACAUUCGGCGCUAUGGCAACAAGGAUUGGAGCACCGGCGAGGGGACUCAUCACAGCCAGCCAGGCCAGAGCAGGGUGACCCUCAAUCUGACUGCUGCUUCUUCGCCUGUCCUGAUAGGGUGCCCUGAUCACCAUGCCAACAGUGCUGCCUUUCCAGACACACAAGUCACACAGGGGUUCAAAAGCAAUGGGCACACAGACAACGUGAUGCAGGGUAAAGUCAUGGGUGGAGAACUUUGUGAGACAGAUGGGACAACCAGAAAUAAAGAUUGUAGUACUAUUAUUAGAAAAAAUCAGAAAAGGAGGGCAGAAUUUUUCAGGCAGCAAGGAGGGUCAGAAUCUGCGAUAUCUGAUCUCCAGGUGCCAUCGCUCAGCCCCCCCUCAUCCAGCUGGUCUUGGGACCUUGAGGAGGAUCGCAGGAGACAGGAGAAGUGGCAGGAAGAACAGGAGCGCCUCCUACAGGAGAAAUAUCAGCGGGACCAGGAGAGGCUGGAGGCAGAGUGGCGAAGAGACCAACGGGAUGUAAUAGACCCCAAGAAGUCAGGGAGCCAGAAAACCUUUGAGGUGACCUCUGGUGAUGUGGGCCUCGCCAGGACCCAGCAGCAAGAGAAUGCAAUGCCGAAGAAAACCAGAGAAGAAGAGCAGAGCACUGAUGGAGAAAAGCUGAAAGAGUUGUUGGGGCCAAAACGGCAAAGUAAUGCACACGAAGUGCAGAAUGAGAUGGUUGCCCAACAAGACUGGGCUGAUGGCUCAUGUGGCUUUGCUCAGCUGUCCCCUGCACACAGGACAAAGUCCUUGUCUUCCCCAGUAUUAGCUGGGCCUCACAAGUAUUCUAGAGGGGAUCAGAGUAAAAGAAAAGGACUGUCUGUGGCCAAGGCUGAGAAAGAAAGGCAGCAGAUUUUAGAGGAGAUGAAGAAAAGGACUCAGCUUCUGACUGACAACAGCUGGAUACGUCAGCGCAGCAGCAGCUUUUACAAGGAUCCCAUGAUUGUUGGGCUUCCUCUGAAAAGAUAUGACUCUCUGGAUAAUCUUGAUAAUUUGCGUCAGCCCCAAUCCUCAAUCUAUAGUUACCCUCGACCACACUCGGCUGCUGCAGGUUACGUUACACCGAGUAGGAAUGCCUCUUCGCGAUACAGCACUGGAUCAGUAUUAUCCCUGAGAAAUCCUUACAUACAGUCCUGUCAUCAGGCCAGGAUGGUCAAUGGCAGGAGGAAUUGCUCUGUCUGUGGGCGUAUCCUUGGUAGUAGACCAGCUAUGGUCAUAGAGGCCCUUAGUCUCUACUUCCACCUUGGCUGUUUUCAGUGCGUGGGCUGCCGUCAACAUCUCGGAGGAAGAGAGAAUGGAGCCCAGGUUCAAAUCCGAAACAGGAAGCCCUUCUGUGAACGCUGCUAUUUCCAACUCAGGUUCACCCCCAUGUGAGCAGCUUGCUGUACUCCAGAUUGAAGAGUAAAUACAGUGGCAUGGGGGUCUCUGAGCAAAGCUAUGCUGUACAGAAGAAAUCGCAGCCAAUUCACAGCUUCUACUUCCUGAGCAUCGGUAAAACUUUAUAUAGAGUUUUGGCAAAGUAGAACCUAUACUUCUAUUUUUUUUAAAUGAGAUAAGUGGUGCCUCGUUUGACCACCUUUCUCCUGCUAAUUUAUUUCCAAGUUAGAUUUAAUAUAUGAAAUAAAGAUAUGAUGGGAACUGUUUGAUUUACGCCUUCAUCUUAAUGCUAGUGUCUUCAGAUCCGUGUGCCGUGUUAAAAUUAUCAGAUAUUUCUUGAGGCUAUUCGUGUAACUCUGGUAUGGAAAUGAAUUUUAACGUGUACUGAAGCACUUUCUGUUCUGUUGUAAUGUCACCGAAUACACACUGGGGUAAAUCACUGGUGUGUGUGUGUGUGUGUGUGUAUAUAUAUAAUGUAUGACUGUCUCACAUACAAAUCAGCCUCUUAAUUGAAAUGUCUUUGUAAAUAAAGUGGACUGAACAUA
Haplochromis burtoni (Burton's mouthbrooder) is the source of this 4585-nucleotide messenger RNA. RefSeq names its product LIM domain only protein 7. NCBI's taxonomy places the organism in Eukaryota, Metazoa, Chordata, Actinopteri, Cichliformes, Cichlidae. The transcript has 31 exons. Bases 144 to 4037 code for a protein of 1297 amino acids. Gene Ontology annotation, molecular function: protein binding. Gene Ontology annotation, biological process: regulation of signaling; regulation of cell adhesion. The record is from RefSeq and is a predicted model, not a curated record.